AGAUUAUUAUUUGCCUUAUUAUUUUAUUUAUGUUGUUAUUACACAGGCCCUCCCUAAAACCCUAUAUAUAGAAAUAUUAGAAGAUUAGAAUUGAGGAAUAUGAUUACCGGAUGUGGAUGUUUCACUAACAAAUCUCCACUUUUAUUUCAGACGUCUCUUGCAGGUUUGUUUCCAGCAUCAGUAUGGCAGCCGAAAAUCAGGCUGAGUACCUCUAAAAGGACUUCUUCAUUUCCAUGUUUAAAGUGUGAAAAAAAGGAUAAUGACGACCCUUCUGAACAAUCACCCGAACGUCCUUAUGAUAAACUAUCUGUUGAGCGGGCCCCAUAUCAUAGUUACCGGGACUCAUUAUCUGGUCAAGUUGAGCCGGCUUCUGGUGCUCGAGCAAGUAUUCUUGGGCAGGAUUAUUUACCCGAGGGCACGGUUGGUCAAGCCCGGGCAGCCGGUGUCCCUGCACCAAGUGAUACUUCAUCUGGGUCUUCAUCUUAUGGUAAAAACCCUGGAAGCAGAAGGAAAACGUACAAGGCCCAAGGUGCUGCUACUGAUUCAGUAGAAAUGAAUACAGCUGUCGAACAAGUAGUGGAGAAUGAAAGUUUGUACGAGAGAUCAGAAGAAUUACCAGAUGAGAUUUCCGAUUUCGUUGUUUAUGAAAAUGAUAAAGAGGACUUGACUGAGUAUGAACUUGACAAGAAACUUGGACGUCCUCACCCGUUUAUUGAUCCCAAGGUUAGGAAGCCGAUAAAAGAGCCUCUUACAAGUGAAGAGUUAUGGUGGAAUUGGAGGAAACCUGAUAAAGAACAAUGGUCCAGGUGGCAGAAGAAGCGUCCUGAUGCUGAAACGGUAUUUCUCAAGGCCAUGGCAGAGACUGGUCAAAUCAAGCUUUUUGGUGAACAGCCAACCUUGACAGAAACUGCUCUUUACCGAGCUAGGAAGCAUUUAUAUAAAGAAGAAAGGUUGCAGGCAGAACAUGAUAGAUUGGAAAAAGACGGUCCAAUAGCAUACUACUCGGAAUGGGUUAAAGCAUGGAAAAAAGACACAUCACGCGAAGCUAUUCAGAAACAUUAUGAGGAGACCGGUGAAGAUGAGAACACCCAACUCAUAGAAAUGUUUUCAUGUCAAACUGCUCGAGAAUAUCGCGUAAUGAUGGGUACUGAUCAUCGUAUUUCUAGAGAUCCAUUGGCUAUGCGUAUGAAAGAGGAUCAGAUAAAACAAAUAUGGGGCGGAGAUCCGGUUUACCCAACAGUGAAUUACAUUCAAGACCCAAACCAAGUGAUUGAUUUCAGGGGUCCUGAUUUUCAUGAGCCUACACCUGAUGUUUUAGCUUAUCUGCAACAGAAUGGCAACAUAACAACAAAGGAAGAAAUUGAUAAAAUUUUGGCUGGAGAGAAGGUUGAAAAAGUGAAGGUGAAAUCACAAUUUUCUGAGGAUGAGGCAAUGGCUAAAGCUGUUGACAUUGGUGAAAAGGAGGAUAGCGACGAUGAGGGUAAAUUUGAGGAUGAUGAAAAUAUUACACGCAAUUGGAGUGUCUUAAAAAGUACUCCUGAACUUCGGAAAUCAAAGGCCAAACCUACAAAAGGUAAAGGUAAGAUGACUUUGGAAGAAGCUAUAGCUGAUUCUGAAAACUUAACCGACUUCAUGUUGGACUUCGACAAGGAUAAGUGAUCUGGAAAGCUAUCUUUACAUGAAUGAGAAGAUGCAGAGUCGAAGGACAGAACUAUUUGUAUUAUCUGCAUCUUACUGGCAGAAGAUCUUCAUUGUAUCUUCAAGUUUUGAUUUAGCGAAUCAGCUAUUUUGAGAUCUACUUGUUAUGCUGCAAUCUUUGUAUUAGUCUUCUCAGGGAGCAACGUAGCAAAAGUCAAAUGUGUAGCAGUAAUUUUAGUCAACUAUUGUUGUAGAAAAAAUGAUGUGCUUCUGAAGUAUGCAAAUUAGCCAUCUCUAUAUUCCGUUGAUUCGAAAUAUGUGAAUUAGCCUUUUUUAAUUUAUUUUUAUAUUGGUUUUCAA
Molecule: messenger RNA, 1998 nt
Organism: Erigeron canadensis
Lineage: Eukaryota; Viridiplantae; Streptophyta; Magnoliopsida; Asterales; Asteraceae
Product: protein PLASTID TRANSCRIPTIONALLY ACTIVE 12, chloroplastic
Biological process (GO): plastid transcription; positive regulation of DNA-templated transcription; positive regulation of red or far-red light signaling pathway
Cellular component (GO): chloroplast; nucleus
Source: RefSeq, a predicted model, not a curated record